Messenger RNA from Indicator indicator, 1596 nucleotides. It is a transcript of the gene GHDC, whose product is annotated as GH3 domain containing. The coding region runs from base 1 to 1596 and encodes 531 amino acids. Gene Ontology annotation, molecular function: acid-amino acid ligase activity. Lineage: Eukaryota; Metazoa; Chordata; Aves; Piciformes; Indicatoridae. Gene Ontology annotation, cellular component: cytoplasm. The record is from RefSeq and is a predicted model, not a curated record. The transcript has 8 exons.
AUGCUGGUGGCGGUGGCAGUUGCGGUGUCCGUGGUCCUGGCCCUGGCCCUGGCUCUCCUCGUCCCCACCCUGCGGCACCGGCUGGUCCUUUUCGCGCUGCACCGCGCCGCGGGCCGGUACCGGCGGCGUCUGGAGCGGCUGGGCAGCGAGGUGGGGCUGAGCCAGGAGCGGCGGCUGCGGCGGCUGCUGCCCCCCGGCACGGCCCACGGCUCAGAGGCCUUCCGGGAGGGGCAGCCGCUGGUGCAGAGCUGCCCCGAGCAGGGGCUGGGGGAGCAGGUGCCCCCACUGCAUCCCUGGGCCCUGCUCCGCAGCUGCUGGGGCACAGAUCCCCCUCUGCAGGGCUCUCUACUCUACCUCGAUGUCCUCCGUGCCACCUUCCCGCAGGCGCUGGCUCCCCAGGGCAUGGCCCUUCUCUCCUGGGCACCCAGCGGCUCCCGUUCCCCGGCGGGCUGGCUCCUGCCCACCCUGUACUGCACUCCGGAAGAGUCGGGCACCUUGUCCUCGCGGGCUGCUGCUCUGCGGGUGCAGCUGCUCUUUGCCCUGCGGCAGCCUGCCCUGCGUGUGCUGGAGGCUGGGCUGGCAGCAGAGCUGCACGAUGCCUUGAGCACUCUGCGCUCCGAGUGGCCCGCGCUGGCCCAGGACCUGGCACUGGGCAGGCUGAGCCCCCAGCCUGGGCUGCCUGAGGACGUUAGGGGCCGGCUGGAGGCGCUGCUGGCCCCCGACACUGUCCGGGCGGCUGAGCUCCGGGCCGAGUGCGCCCAAGGCUUCGAGGGCAUCGUGCAGCGCCUGUGGCCGCAGCUGGAGGUGGUGGUGGUAGGGAUGGCACACGGUGCUGAGAAGCUCUACCGUGAUGCCCUCCACUAUGUUGACUGCAAGGGGCUGCCCAUCUACUGCCCCUUCUACCGGGCAGCAGGAGCCCUGCUCGGUAUGAACCUGUGGCCAGAGGAGCCGGUGCCCCGAUUCCUGCUGUGCCCUGAUUGGGCUUUCUGUGAGUUCCUGCCCUGCCCAGCCAAGGAGGAUUCGCAGACGGUGCUGCUGGGGGAGCUCUGGGAGGGGCGCGAGUACAGGCUGGUGCUGACGGCACGGCCAGGGGAGUACAGGUGCCAGGCCGGAGAGGUACUGAGAGUGACCGGCUUCCACCGUCAGUGUCCUGUGGUGCAGCCUGUACGCAGGGACAGCCAGGUGCUGAAUGUGCGGGGUGAGAACAUCCCCGAGGAGCACUUCUGCCAGAGCCUGUGCCGCGCCGUGGGCAUGUGGCCAGGGGCCCGCCUGGUCGACUAUGUCUGUGUGGAGAGUGCCCUGCUGGGAGCCUCCUCAGGGGCCUCUGCUCCCCACUAUGAAGUGUUUGUGGAGCUGCGAGGCCUGCGGGACCUGUCGGAGGGGCAGCGCUACAAGCUGGACCAGUGUCUCCAGGAGGAUUUUCCCAUUUACAAAUCCUUCCGCUUCAAGGGCAGCAUCGGGGCCCUGCGCCUGCACCUGGUAGGGGCUGGAGCCUUCACCCGGCUGCGGGAGGCACUGGGCUCUGCCUGUCCCAUGCCCAGGGUCCUGCGGGAAGAGCAGCUGCUGCACCUUAUCCAGAGCAAUGUCAUCUCCUAG